CGCAAGCAACACCUUCAGUUGUUUCUGCGUUCGUUCACAACUUUCACGGUCUCGUAUGUUUCGCACAUAACCCUAUUUUCUCACAUGAAGGAGUUUAGGAUUGCGGAGCUGUAGAAAUUGAGGUUUUCCAAAGGGUGAAAGUAAACCCCCUUUUCCCUAAGCGGCAUCUCUAAAUGUGCUAUCUUUUGUGAAGUUUAAAAUGGCUGGUGUAUUUGACAUUGAACUACAUGAUGAUGAUACAGGACAACUCGAUGACUUAGACGAUGAUACUAUUGAUGUUGAGGAAGAUGGUUAUGACCCAGACCCAAAUGUUAAUGCCAUAUUCGACGAUGAAGAUCUCGAAACAGUUCAAAUAUCAGAGCAAAAUGUAGGCAAGGAGAAAACUGGACCUCAAGACUUUGAUUUGCUAAAGGUGCUAGGUAAAGGUGGUUAUGGCAAGGUAUUUCAAGUUAAAAAGAGGUCUGGGCAAGAUUCAGGAACCAUAUUUGCCAUGAAAGUUCUCAGAAAAGCGUCCAUUGUUAGAAAUCAAAAAGAUACUGCUCACACCAAGGCGGAGAGAAAUAUCCUCGAGGCUGUCAAGCAUCCAUUCAUAGUAGAUUUGAUGUAUGCCUUCCAAACUGGAGGCAAAUUAUAUCUUAUUUUGGAGUAUCUAAGUGGUGGAGAGCUUUUUAUGCAUUUGGAACGGGAAGGCAUAUUCCUGGAAGAUACAGCUUGCUUUUAUCUCUCUGAAAUUAUUCUGGCUCUGGAACAUUUACAUAGGCAAGGCAUUAUUUAUAGAGAUCUUAAACCUGAAAAUAUCUUAUUAGAUGCCCAAGGUCAUGUAAAACUUACAGACUUUGGACUAUGCAAGGAACAUAUUCAAGAAGGUAUUGUCACUCAUACCUUCUGUGGUACCAUUGAAUACAUGGCACCAGAAAUCUUGACUAGAAGUGGUCAUGGUAAGGCGGUGGACUGGUGGUCCUUAGGAGCCCUCAUGUAUGAUAUGUUGACGGGCACACCUCCCUUCACAGCAGAAAACAGGAAGAAGACUAUUGAAAAGAUUCUGAAGGGGAGAUUGAUGCUUCCAGCAUAUCUAACUACAGAUGCUAAGGAUUUAAUUAGAAAAUUACUCAAGAGACAAGUUAGCCAAAGACUGGGCUCUGCUCCCACAGACGGAGAGGGAAUCAGAGCCCACAACUUCUUUAAGCACAUAAGCUGGGAAGAUGUUCUGGGAAGGAAAUUAGAACCACCAUUCAAACCAUCAUUGUCUGGCGAAGAUGAUGUGUCUCAGUUUGAUAUUAAAUUCACCAACCAACCACCUGUUGAUUCUCCUGAGGAGUCUACAUUAAGUGCAAGUGCCAAUAUGGUUUUCCAAGGUUUCACCUAUGUUGCGCCUUCUGUUCUGGAAGAAAUGCAUAAAGGGCCAAGAAUUGUGAAAGCAAGGUCACCUCGCAAAGGUCCAUUUGGAACGUCGGGGCCUGGUUCUCAUUCAAUGAGGACACCAUUUAGUCCACGUCACACGUUACAAGCCUUUCCUCAUGGGCAUCAUUUAAGUGGUUUUACAUUUGGGCAUCAAGCCUCAUUAGAUCCAAAUCCUUGUCAAGAAGAGUAUAUGGAAGUUCAAAGCCCCCAUGUGUAGCCCUGGCUUACAUCUAGAGAAAUAGCAGAUAUGGUUUUGCACAGCAUCGGGUUAUUACGAAUUUUUAUAUUUUUAACGGUAACAUAGCAAGUAAUUUAAAAGUGUUCAAAGGUUUUGCAUGGCCUUUUGUGUUAACACCACUGAAAUUUUGUUCUAUAAAAUACUACUAUUUGCUGUAAAUUUUUUUUGUUGGAUUUGGACUUUGAGUAUUUUUGCCAUAUUUCAAAUGCCAUGUCUCUUGUCAGACAUAUCGACUGAUUCAGGUUUCUUUAUUACCAGUGUCCCAGACAUUCUUCCUUUUUAUAAUGGUUUAUUUGUCCUUUUACAAGAUUUGUAUUUUUUUAUUCAGUUAUUGUAUUGCAUCCCAGUGGAUGUUUUAUAAAUGGUCCUAUAAAUACUAAGAGACAGGGAAGGAAAUUUUUUAUGAAUAAUUUCUUCUUAUCUAGGUUAGAAUGUGUGGGGAACUGGUGUGGCACUCACAGCAAAUUUUCAGUCUUUGUAAUUUCCUUUUGUUAGUGCAAGGAUAUUCUGAAAGUCUGUUGUAGGUUAGGUAUGAACUACUGAUAUAGAGGAUGUUGCUGUUUGAGUAGGCAUCACUGACCAGUAUGUGAUUUGUGUGAUCAGUCAUGCUUUACUCAGUUUUAUUGACGAAUGAAAUUAAUCAUAUAUGUAGAAUUGAUGACACAGUGUGUGUCUUGGGGGUUUUAGUUGUUAAGACAUUUUAUAUUCAAUGGAGUUUGAAGAGGUAGACUUUGUGUUGGUUACCAGUGGAAUCUGCUUAUCUUAAUGUGGAUACUGGACCUCAAGCUUGGUGCUUUGUUAUAUCUGUGGUGUUCCAUAUUAUCGAGAAAAUUUAAUUUCAUCACUGUAUUUGUUCCAUGUGGUUUCAGAUUUGUUCUAUAUGACAGUUUUUCUGUAUGGCUGCUCCAGUUAUUGCAACACAUGCUUUAUUUUCACCGAAGGGGGAAUAUAUGAAUUAUAUGUUAUGGCGCCUUGGGUAUUUUACCUGUUCUUUGGCCCCUCUGUUUAGCAUCAAUAUUUUCACUGUUCUUACUUAAUUAGUGUUUAGCUGUUAAUGUGACACGUGAAGUGGCAAAUGUUUAGCAGUUGCUAGCUAGGCUGACCACCAUGAAGGGUUUAUUUCUACACUUUUGCAAGAAAUGACUGUUAUUUGUGUCUGAUCUUAGUUAAAUCACCUAACAUAUGCCUUAAAAUCUAUCUGCAGGCAAGAACCGUAUCACAGUACAUAGAAGCUUCAAAUUAGAGUACCUGCCUCAAGUUCUGUUUUUUAGCUCCUGUACUUGUGUUCCCAAAAUGUCUUAUAUUAUAAACCUGUAAAUGGGGAUACAGUUUCAUUUCUUAUUUUGUUCAUUAUCCUUUCAAUAGUGUGAGAAGAAAGUUUCAUCUGUAAAUUCAUAUCACAAUUUUCUAUUGUAGCUUACUUUUUUCCCUCUCCAACUUUUGCACUCGAGGCCACUAACCUGUAUCUUAUUAAAAUUUAACUGCAUAUUUGGUUUUAUUAUAAUAUGCUUUUGGUUAGGUACAAACUUUCACCUGUCAACUUUGCUCACAUUCUAUGUGCUUUCCUGAGACUCUUUAAUUUUGCUGUAGAGGUUUUUCCUUUUCUAAUUCUGAUGAGUGACAUGCCUUUGCAAAAAGGUUGGGUAAAAAAUCACCAUCAUUAGUGUUGUAAUCAAAGUCAGCCUCAAGAAAUUUGUGGCUCACUUAUUAAAUAUUGUAACGAUAUUGUAUUGAAUUCAUGUUAUUAUGUAUAUUAUAUUUACCAUACACCAGAGAUAUGAUACAGUUUUGUAAAUGUUGAGUUUAGUGGAUCACUAUUCCAAAAGAUAUUUUUUCAGAGUACCCUUUUUUAGUCAGAUAGAAUUAUAAACAGCAUUUUAACUUUAUUUGUAUAUCAUUAAUUAUAUUCUGAGGUGUGAUAAAGUUGUGGUAGCAGGUUGAAAAUACUUGUGAUGCGUCAAACCAUCAACCUGUCUAGUUUUUGUCCCAGCACACGUUUUCUCAAAUUUAUACUCUGUAUGGUUCUUUACUGUAACUUUUGCCAAAAAAUUUUAUUUACUUAUGUAGAACAUGAACUGCGUCAUUAUCCUUAUGAGAACAUAUAUGGGGAUAAAAGUACAGCAAGUUUCUGAAUUUUCAAGUUCUCUUUGCUGAAUCAUUUAGUUGGUUUUGUUUGGAAUACCUUGUCAUUAUAGUCUUGUGCAACGUGACAGAAUUUGUUUUUGGGAAGAUUAUACCAACCACAUCAAUCUCAAAAUUUCUCAGUACUCUGAGAGAUAAAUCUAUGGCUCAAUCAGAGCCAGUUAAUUAAUUUCUAUUCCUAUCUCUCUUUACUGUGUAAGUUAAUCACAUUUCAAUUGUUGUUUCAUUUCACAAAUUGUUAUAUAUUUAUACCUUCAAAUAUUGCUGAUGUUUGCUUUUAAAAAUCAGAUUUUUCUUGUUUUCUGUAAUGUGUGUUUGUUUCAUGCAAAGCAAAUCAAAUUUAUGGUCUGGAUUUUAAGUAUACCAACUUUACUGCCCCAUAUUCUACUAUCUGAAAGCUGAAGAGAAUGAUUGAAAAGUAAAUCUUAUUUCUCCUUUUUUACUGGUCGAAAAGUGGACAAUGUUGAAUCUAUCUAUGAUACAUGUUGGUAGAGUCUUACCCUCGCAAUAGAUUGCAGGUCCUGGUGUGCUGAUAAAACCAUCUCUUUGAAAUAAUGGCACAUUUAAGUUCCAAGGAUUUAUUCUACAGGCUAAUUCUACUUAAACUUUCUACUUGUGUUUCUUGUACUACUGGCAAACCAUGUAGAGAAUUUCAUUGAAUAGUUAUGCUGACACAAUUCAAAUCUUACAACUUAAAACUGUUGUUUCCUUUGCUUAAAUAUGUGCAUUGGAAGACAUGGUCCCAAACUUCUAAGAAUUUUAAGUUCCGUAUAGGCUGGAAACAGACUGAUGUUUUUUUAUUUCUUUGUUUAUUUUUGGGUUACGCUUCAUGAAACCAUACCAUUUGAGGCAUCAAGGCCUUUGCUCAGGCUUGCACUGAUUGUGCAUCAUCAAUAGACAAGACUUAAUAGCUGUGUACUUUUAAUCAAAUUACUGGAGUUUGAUUAUUUUAGAAAUUCUUCCAACUCUGAACAAAAGCUGCCAAUGAGGUGGUAGUACUACAUCCAUUAUGUGAUGUGUAUCUCAAGUUAAUUUUUUUAAUUUCAAGAUCUCAAAACUUCUUUAAAGAAAUUUUUUUUCUUAACACACUUCAUAUUUUGGACCAAUUCUUGAAACUUUGAUUGAUUACUCCUUGAAGAGAUUAUCACAUUCUCCACUUCUUCAUUCAAUGUCCCUGUAUCAAUUUGUUUCUUUACUUUUAGCCUCGCCAUUUAGUAAUCUUUCUUUAAAGUUUGAGAAAAGCAACUGAGCUAAUUAUGUGUAAAAUGGUCUUGUCCUGCUUAUAGAACAGUACCUUAACUAAACUACUGUAAUGAAGACUAUUUCUCUUUGUUGUUUUGAUUUAGGAUAUUGCAUUUAUCCAUAAUUGCUGUGAUGCGAUUUUUGUGGCACUUCUCUGACAAUUGUUAGGUACGAAGGUCUGAGACAUUUACGUUAAAAAAAAUCAAUCAGAAUAUACUGCUGUGUUGUAUUAUAAGGCUUUGUAGGAGUGCAUCAAUGCUAAUAAGCCAAAGCUUGAAUUUUUGAAGGAUUUAAUGGUGUAGAGGUUGUAUUGACCUCUGCAAUGUGCUCUUCUUUUCCUUCACAAAUUACCUUCAACGGGGUGGUGUGAUUUGAUGAAUAAUAUGUCCACCUCUAGUCCUACAUUUCAGUUUGCUCAAUAUUUGAAGAAAAGUAUAUCUUCUUUUGGAAAGUUCACUCUUUUGAAUUCUAAAUCUCAUACCUCUCAAACCUACAUAAGCAAAAACAAAAAUGUUUUUUUUUUCUCUUUUUUUUUUCAUAAAAACAUUGUUCUACUACAAUUAUGAGCUACACAUGAUUAAAUUCAAUCCUCUCAGAGGAAAUUCGAUAUUGCCAAUGACGAAGGAGCAUGUGCGUGACCACGUGCCAAUGUGUUUUUCAACCAUUUUUUGUGUCACAAGGUCUUCCAAGGUAAUUGAUUCUAACGCAUCACUUUUUGGAUGAAAUGAACUGAGAACCAUUGUUGUUCUUUAAAAAAUAUUCAGUGUUUUUUUGAUGUUUUAUUUCACUUUUAUUGUUUUCUACAAAAUUUUGGUGUUUACCCUCCCAAAUUUUGGUAUUUAACAUUAAGUUAACAGUGUUGAUCUUUCAUAUGAGUAGCUGUGUGUAAUUUUUGGUGUACACUAACGAAUGCAAAGUAGGUAUAGAUUUUAAUACAUUAUUUGUACAGAAAUUAGGCUCAAAGAAAGUAGCUUGAGUUUUUGAAGUGGUGUCAUUUGAUGCGGCUGCAGACCGUGUUAUUGUGUUGAUUUAUUGAAUGUUUGCUAAUGGCUUGCAUGGCGGUAUUUAUUGAUUCAGAUCAUCAAUAAAGAGCUGCAUUUUCGAAA
Molecule: messenger RNA, 6129 nt
Organism: Frankliniella occidentalis (western flower thrips)
Lineage: Eukaryota; Metazoa; Arthropoda; Insecta; Thysanoptera; Thripidae
Gene: S6k
Product: ribosomal protein S6 kinase beta-1
Exons: 11
Coding region: 200-1618 (472 amino acids)
Biological process (GO): signal transduction; protein phosphorylation
Molecular function (GO): protein serine/threonine kinase activity; ATP binding
Source: RefSeq, a predicted model, not a curated record